AUGUCGAGUCAAGGAUCGUAUCUGUCCGCACAAAAGGGCUUCCUCAGCUCCGCCUCCGGCCCCGCCGCGAACCGCACUACACCCAAACCCAACUUCCUCGUCCGCUUCAUCAACCAGCACAUCCUCGCCCCCGAACACCGCCCCGGUAACCUCUCCAUCCUCUGGGGCGUCUCCGUCUUCACUACUGGCAUCAUCAUCGCCCGCAAAUUCGGCGACCUCAUCACCCCUGUAUUCUAA
This is a messenger RNA of Mycosarcoma maydis (corn smut), 237 nucleotides long. RefSeq lists its product as uncharacterized. The transcript has 2 exons. The coding region runs from base 1 to 237 and encodes 78 amino acids. Lineage: Eukaryota; Fungi; Basidiomycota; Ustilaginomycetes; Ustilaginales. The record is from RefSeq and is a predicted model, not a curated record.